GCCUACUUUGCAGGCCUUCUGGGCUUAGGAACCUUUCUUUCCGGCAAUGAGGGAAGCUUUUCCAUAGUACCUUCCGGUGUCGUCUUUUUCCCGUAUUACAUUGCGAACUUUCUUUUCUCCUUCCGGUUCCAGGCGCUUGGCUGCCGCGGCUUACGGUGCAGAUAUGGCCAAGUCCAAGAACCACACCACGCACAACCAGUCUCGGAAAUGGCACAGAAAUGGCAUCAAGAAACCUCGAUCGCAAAGAUACGAAUCUCUGAAGGGGGUAGAUCCCAAGUUCCUGAGGAAUAUGCGUUUUGCCAAGAAGCACAACAAGAAGGGCUUCAAGAAGAUGCAGGCAAACAAUGCCAAGGCCAUGAGUGCACGCGCUGAGGCAAUAAAGGCCCUCCUCAAGCCCAAGGAGGUCAAGCCCAAGUACCAGAAGGGUGCGAAUCGCAAGCUCACUCGACUUGCUCUUAUCGCUCACCCCAAGCUUGGGAAGCGUAUUCGUGCUUACAUGGCCAAGGGUCGCAGGCUUUGCCGACCAAAGGUGCAGGCUCUAGCCGAGGCCCAGCCUCCAACCAAGGCCCAGGCCUCAACCAAGGCCAAGAUUCUAGCCAAGGCCCAGGCUCUAGCCAAGGCUCAGGCUCCAACCAAGGCCAAGGCUCAGGCUUCAACCAAGGCCAAGGCUCAGGCCCCAACCAAGGCCAAGGCUCAGGCCCCAACCAAGGCCAAGGCUCAGGCCCCAGCCAAGGCCAAGGCUCAGGCCCCAACCAAGGCCAAGGCCCCAGCCAAGGCCCAGGCUCCAUCCAAGGUCCAGGCGCAGGUUGCUGCUCCAACUUCUGUUCCAGCUCAGGCUCCCAAAGGUGCCCAGGCCCCUGUGAAGGCUCCACAGUGAAGGCCUGUUUCUGCCAAUGUGAGGACAGAAGGACUGGUGUGACCUGGGCUGCCAUCUAUUGGGGGGGCUGGUGUCCUCCUGUGUUAUUCAUACAAAUAAAUCCAAGACAGGAUUUGUUA
Cavia porcellus (domestic guinea pig) is the source of this 996-nucleotide messenger RNA. RefSeq names its product ribosomal protein L29 (gene Rpl29). The record is from RefSeq and is a predicted model, not a curated record. The transcript has 4 exons. Gene Ontology annotation, molecular function: structural constituent of ribosome. The coding region runs from base 164 to 877 and encodes 237 amino acids. Lineage: Eukaryota; Metazoa; Chordata; Mammalia; Rodentia; Caviidae. Gene Ontology annotation, cellular component: ribosome; cytosolic large ribosomal subunit. Gene Ontology annotation, biological process: cytoplasmic translation.